AGGGGAAUAGGGUUGGUUAUAGAUUAGGUGUGGUUAUUUAUAUGAAAAAAGAGAUACAGUUAAAAACCUGAAAGAAAAAGAAGAUCUAUAGUGGUUAAAAAAAGGACGAAAAAUCAGAAAGAAUUGAGAAGGGGUUGGUCAGUUUGUUUGCCAAGACUAGAAAGAAUAUAUAUAUAUUUACACAUAUAUAUAUAUUUUUAAAUUUUUUUGAAUAUAUAUUAAAUAAUAUGGGAAGAGGAAGAGUUGAAUUGAAGAGAAUUGAGAACAAAAUUAACAGGCAAGUCACUUUUGCAAAGAGAAGAAAUGGUUUGCUUAAGAAAGCUUAUGAACUCUCUGUUCUUUGUGAUGCUGAACUUGCUCUCAUCAUCUUCUCUAACCGUGGUAAACUCUUUGAGUUUUGUAGUGGCUCUAGCAUGACUAAAACGUUGGAGAAAUAUCGAAGAUGUAGUUACGGUAUACCGAAUGCUACUCAUCAAGUAAGUGUGAAUCAACCACAGAGCUUUGAUGACUAUCUGAAUCUAAAAGCCACAGUUGAAUUCAUGCAACAAUCUCAGAGAAACCUUUUGGGAGAAGAUUUAGGUCCACUGAAUGCCAAAGAACUUGAGCAACUUGAACAUCAACUGGAGACAUCCUUGGAGCGCAUUAGAUCCACAAAGACACAAAGCCUACUUGAACAACUUACAGAACUUCAACGCAAGGAACAAAUGCUUGUCGAGGACAAUCGAGGAUUAAAAAAGAAGCUGGAAGAAAGCAGUGCGCAAGUGGCGGUGGCAGCAGCUGGGGCAUGGGGGUGGGAAGAUGGCGCCGGAGGGCACAACAUGGAGUAUCCCAGCCGUGGUGUUGCUUCACAAUCAGAUGCCUUUUUCCACCCCAUAGUUCAACCCACUCCCACUUUACAAAUUGGGUACAGUUCUAUUGGCUCAAUGGGAAUGAAUCAUAUUGGAUCUCCAUCCCAAAAUGCCAAUAACAAUGCAUUUCACCUUGGCUGGAUGAUUUAAAAUUAUGACCUAAACUCAAAACCAUAGUCUUCUACUAAAAAAAAAAACCCUAUUAUAUAUCAUAUAGCUUUCGAAUAAUUUCGGUUAAUUAAUUAACUUAAUCUCGUGCUCGAUUCUGCUGUGUUGUUUCGAGACCACGACAAUCUAGUUUAUGAAUUUGAAAUUUGGCCUGUAUUAUUUGAGCUUUCAAACUUUUGCUCGUUUUACUAUCACCUCUACCUAUCCUCUUUUCAGUAGUGUACUCAUUAUAUAUAUAUAUAUAUGCAAACUUGUAAUUAUGAACUCUCCAAAUAUAUUUUUAAUUAUAUAUUGCUUUUCCGUUAAAAAAA
Cucumis sativus (cucumber) is the source of this 1327-nucleotide messenger RNA. RefSeq names its product agamous-like MADS-box protein MADS2. Gene Ontology annotation, biological process: positive regulation of transcription by RNA polymerase II. Gene Ontology annotation, cellular component: nucleus. The coding region runs from base 228 to 998 and encodes 256 amino acids. Gene Ontology annotation, molecular function: DNA-binding transcription factor activity, RNA polymerase II-specific; protein dimerization activity; RNA polymerase II cis-regulatory region sequence-specific DNA binding. NCBI's taxonomy places the organism in Eukaryota, Viridiplantae, Streptophyta, Magnoliopsida, Cucurbitales, Cucurbitaceae. The record is from RefSeq and is a predicted model, not a curated record. The transcript is spliced from 9 exons.